This is a messenger RNA of Aplysia californica (California sea hare), 5218 nucleotides long. RefSeq names its product influenza virus NS1A-binding protein homolog A. The coding region runs from base 386 to 3169 and encodes 927 amino acids. NCBI's taxonomy places the organism in Eukaryota, Metazoa, Mollusca, Gastropoda, Aplysiida, Aplysiidae. The transcript is spliced from 12 exons. The record is from RefSeq and is a predicted model, not a curated record. Gene Ontology annotation, molecular function: protein binding.
CUUGAGAAAAAGGUGAAAUAAACGUAUCAGCCACAGUCUCACCCACGCGCGCUGCGAGUUUCAUCAUACUAUAGAUCUAUUGCACGCAGUACACACCUCACAGAGGAAUGAACACAUGAACCGGUCCCUUCUUGUGUGGUGAGUUUCAUCAUAAUCAUUAUUGCGCGCACAGGAGUGCUCACCUACCGGUAGACCUGCCUUCAUGUGUAGUGAAUCGCUUUCUCAAAAGAUUAACGAUAAAAUAAGACUAAUAAUAAUAUAGAUCUAGAUAUCUAGACCAAGUCCGUUCUCUGGUGUGUUAGGCCUUAAAGUGAAGUGGAAACAACGGCUUGGAACAACUCUGACUUAUCUGUGAGUGGAUCUGAAGCAAUACCAAGCAUACCUCAUGAAACUGUUGGCAGUUAGCGAAGGGUCUCAGGCUCACUGUGCCACGAUGUCAGUCUCAUCCCCUCCCACCCCAUCGCCUUCCCCGUCCUCCUCUGGCAAAGACCUGACCAACUUCCAUCAUCAGGGCGCAAGCAACAUUGCUCAGCUCAGCAGCAGCAACAGCAACAACAAAAACACCUUGACGAACUGUGGUAGUAGUAGCAGUAGUAGUAGUAAUCACCGCCAAAGUAACAAUAAUAACAGCAACGGCAGCAGCAGUAGCAUUAUCAAGAACGGCAGCAGCAGCAACAACAACAACAGCAGCAGAACCGACGUCACUAUGAACGGAAACAGCAUGACGAAGAGCAACGGCGCAGCGCGUCAUCAUCACCACCACCACCAACACAAACAACAACAACAACAACACAAUAAUUCGUCGCCCACCUCCAAACUGAACCGCUCGCUGAUCAUGAACCAAUCGCCAUCGUUGUCGUUGACGACACCAGGCGUGAGCCCAACUCCGACCGCGAAUCCGGCGGAAAACGAAGAGGAAGGCGACCAGCUGGAGAUCACCGAGCUGAGCCAUCAGGGCCAGCUCCUGUGCGGCGUCAACAGCCUGCGCCGCCAAGGCCAGUUCUGUGACGUGACGCUGGUGGUGGAGGAGCGCGAGUACCCGCUGCACCGCGCCGUGCUGGCCGCCUCCAGCCCCUUCCUCUUCGACUUCCUCGCGUGCCUGGAGGAGACGCAGGAGCUGCAGCCCACGUACAAGCUCAAGGACGUCUCGCAGAUCGGCUUCGAGUACCUGCUGGACUUUAUGUACACGGGCAGACUGCUUGUCCCUGUGACAGACGUCCCUGUGGUAUACACCACGGCUCUGCUUCUCAAAAUGGAGUCUGCCAUUCGGGCUUGUGCUGGUUUUCUGGCGAAACACCUGACUGCAGCUAACUGUCUAGGUAUUCGUCGCCUCCUGAAAGACAAAGAGAUGAAAGAAGCAGUGGAUGAGUAUAUCAGGUGUAACCUGGCAGACAUUAUGAGCAGCAGAUCUUUCUUUGGACUCACUGAUCUGCAGGUGGAGGUUGUUGGUCUGGAUGAGAACAUCAAGGAUGAGACGAUGGAGAGGCGUCUGUUCUCUCUCGUUUUGGACUGGGCCAAGAAUAAUCUGAACGAUCUGAAGCCCAAGAUGGAAAGACUCACAGAGAAGGUAAAUGUACUGUACCUGGAGUCGGACAACACACUACGGGACUGUGCUGACGUUGAGGACACCGUCUUGAGUAGUGACGAUGACAUGGUGCAAGACUACAAGAUAAUGGCUCGGAGAAGGAGUAAAACCAAUUCCAAAGGUGGCAGUCAGCGCUGUGCCCCCAGUGGUAACGGACCUCAGCCAUUUCAUAAAUUCAGUCUGAACCCAGAGGAAGCUCUGUCGGUGGCUGAGAGAGAGUGGUCUAUCGUUGCCACUUGCAGGACGAAUGAAAAUGCCUACCUGGCCAUCGCCCUCCUGGAUGGACAUCUCAUGGCUAUCUCGGUCCACGUACGUCCACCAGUACCCGCCCACAAUGACUCGAACGGUUCUGGUUCUGGCUCAGGGCCCAACUCCCCGCCUCUGUCUUGCAACGGCAUCAGUUCGGCUAACGGACUGCUGUCCAGCCCUGUAAUCCGCAAGGCAUCCAUCAACCCGCUGGAGGGAAUGAGCAUGGCCCGUUGUGCCAUGGGAGCUGUGGCUCUGGGAGAUCAGCUCAUCGUGUGUGGUGGUUAUGACAGAGGAGAGUGUCUGUCCAGCGUGGAGGCUUUCUCUGUGACGGACAACAACUGGACCUCUCUGUCGGACAUGAACGUGUCACGAGGUCGCGUGAGUGCGGCUGAGUUGGACGGCUACAUCUACGUGUGUGGAGGCUCGGACGGAUGGAAAGAACUCUCAUGUGUGGACAGGUACGACCCUGUGGCAAAGAAGUGGAAGUUUGUGGCCAGUAUGCUGAAGGAGCGAUCGUCCCAUGGCAUGACCACCCUGGACGGCAAACUGUACUGUAUUGGAGGUUGUGAUGGUCAGCGGAGCAUUGCUCAGUGUGAGGUCUACGACCCCAGCACUAACAAGUGGUCGAGGAUUGCUUCUCUAAACACAGCCCGUUCCCAGACAUGUGUGUGUGCCUUGAACGGCCUCCUGUUCGCCAUCGGAGGCACGGACCUGUGGAACACACUGAACACUGUGGAGGUGUACAACCCUGAGCUGGAUGAGUGGACCGUGCACUCUCAGCUACACAUCGCCCGCAGAGGUGCUGGGGUGGACAUAAUCAAUGGUCUGAUGGUGGUGGUCGGUGGUAGCGAUGGAGCACAGUCGCUGGUGUCCACUGAGAUCUAUGACCCCAGCUCUGAGCUGUGGAUGGUGGGACCGCCUCUGACCACUCAGCGUGCCAACCUGAGUGCGGUGACCAUCAGUGACCGUCUGUUUGCUGUCGGUGGCUUCAGCGGCAAGAAGUUCUUGAACACCCUGGAGUGGCUGGACGUGGAAGGCAUGGAGUGGUUUGGCCACGCCCCUCGCAAUGACCUCGAGAACGAGGUUGAGGCGAAUGGGCAUGAUGAUGAUGAUUUCAUUGAUUCUGAGAAAACUGCCGAUGCAGUGAAUAGUAGUAAUGAGAAAGAUGUUUGUUUUGAUUUCAAGGGUGUAGAGAACAGACUGAAUGAUGUUCUCAAGAAGAGUGACAGUAAUUGUGUGAAUGAUGACAAAGUUGGCAAAAACUGCAAAGCAAAUGGUUGUGUUAAGGAAUUGAAUUAUGAAAGUGAAGACAAGAAGAAGUCGCUUCCUUCGUAGUAAGACGAAUCAGCGAAUGACCCUGAGCUGAUGUUUCUUAUUUUUGUACCACCAUUUGUACUUUGUAAAUUUUUUUGCUCUUUUCAUUUUUCAUGACAUGCGGGAGAGGAUAGGAGGAGUUGUUAAAAGAUGGUUUGUGAAAGACGUUAACCGUGACAAGAUGUAUAUAAAACAGAGGAGAACUUUUGAAGUUCAGUUUGUUCCAGUUCUCCUUUAGCAUUUGCUACUGAGGAAUAUUUUGAAAGGAUUUCUCUGGGCUGUCUCAUUGUUAAAAAGUGAAUUAAGCGGAGAUAAUCAGUACAGCAGGUAGUGGUGUUGUUUCAGAAUAUUAUAUUGACGACUAUUUGUGCCAUUUUAUGUGUAUUGUGCUGUGUCUCAUCUUAAUUAUUUACAUGGAAAUGGAAUGCUCAGACCAUUCCAGAACCUGACCAUUCAGACAUUUGGGUGUCCUGUUUGUGCAGGUUUAAAUAGAACUUCUCUCUUGAUUUGUUAACUUCCUGUAAUUUUAUUAUAAUUUCUGUCUUCUGUCGAGAAUGGGAGUGAGUUCUUGUUGUUUAUCUUGUGUCUCUGGUGAGAGCUAUCAGAAAGGUAAACUUGACUGCAUCAGAGUAGCUCAUAUGUGUGAAGGACAAAGCAGCGAAAAGGAACGGCUUAGUGAAUGUAAAGAUACUCGACCAAUUAAAGAUAUUGUAACUAAUGAAAUGUGAGGCGUGCCGACAAAAUCAGUUACUUCUCAUAGUCUUCAAAUGGAGAUAUUGGCCAAAAAUCGACAUUAGGGUCAAAUUUGUAGAUUUUCUAUUGAUGCCAUAUUCUUGAAUGAUAACCUGUCUUUUAUUAUUUCGUAGGCCUACUUAUGAAUUAUAAAAACUUUGCCUAUAAGCGUGAUGUAUCUAUUUCCUUACAGCAUAAAUCCAAGAAGUAACUCAUUAUGUCAGAUCGCUUCACAAAUGUGUUUCACUCAGUACGUGGUUAUUCAUACAUUUAUGAAGAGCCCAGUGAUUAGCUCUCAUGAUAUGAAUUAUAGGCUUUUUCAGAAGUUUAUAACUUGAAAAAUUCAGAUCUUGCUGGAAAACUGAAAGAGAAGAGUUAACUUACUGCAAAAAUCUUAAUGAUAAUAAUUACUGCACUUCCACAGUGCCUCUCAAUGCUCAGUAGCAUAGUCAGCAGACUCAGAAACAUUCUCGGCUUCCUGGGAAGCAUACAGUACUAGCAGCUGCUUAAGCGCUCAAACACUAACAAAUUUAUGACAGCCAAGUACCCAAUAUAUUAGCUGUCUGUGUUGCGAAAAUUGAUUUGUCUGUAAUGUAUAUUACUGCUGAUAUUCCCCCUGACAGUGAAAUUUAGCAAUGCAAAAGUCUAUGAUCUCAGAGAUUUUGUUAGUUGAAUGCCGUUUUCUGAUUUAUGUUGGUCAUUUUACCUCCACUUUUGAAACACAAUUGUACAGACAUUUUGUAGAACCUAACCCUUCCUCCUACUUCACCCUCCAAAUUUCUCUUGCUUUACAAAUGUUUAUUGACGUAAGUCAACAGUUGCGCACACCUUUUGGAUUAAAAAUAAAGGAAAGCAUUUCUUUCUGGUCCAGGGUUUAGCAUUGUCAAGAGUCCUUUGCUGUCUCAAAGAAGGCACCAGAAGAGAGUGUGUGUUCCCUUUGAUGUUGGUUUGCAGAUGUGUUUCGUUGUUGUGUAAAUUUGUAUCCAGGGAAGCAGAUGUUCAUUGCUGCAUGUUCCUUACCUGCAGCCUAUAUCAAGCCAAAAGCUGAUGUAACUACUCUUUGCAGACAAGAGAGCUGUCAAUACUUCUGAGGAGUUUUAAAACAGUUCACUACUACUAAUCAUAAUAUUUUGUGUCUAUGUAACCUGAAAUAACUGCACAACUAUAUUUCUGAGUCAGUUUGUUUUAAAUGGGAUGAAAAAUAAAGCGUUGUAGCUUUUCACUAUAGCUUACGUUUUGGUCCAUGAUCAUCUUUUCUUUGUAACAUUGUUUUUGUUAUCUUUCUUAUUAUUUAUAAGAAGUAGUCGGAUCUUGUGUUCUGAGUAUGAGCCUUUUUUU